UAUGGGAAGGAGGGCGUGCCGGCGCGAGGAAGCGCGCAGAGAUUCGGUUGGCAGCGGCCUUUGAAAACCGUGUGUUUGUUUGGUCCGAGCGACAAGAAAGCAGGUCACCAAGCCUCCUUGAGUGUCACGAAAUGGACGGUAGUAACAGUAAAGCUGUCAGGCUUCAGAAUAAAAGUGACAGUGUGGUCAGAAAAGCCAAAUCUCAGAUGUCUCUUCCAAAAAUUCAAAUAAGCAAUUUGAAUAUAUCAGAAGGCAGUAAACAACUUCCAAUGCAUCCACUAUCAGUGGAAAAAUGUGGAAAUCUAAAUAGACCAUCACGGAUUGCACAUUUGCCACCUGGACGGCGGAUUCCAUACCGUGUGGCAUAUACCUGGAAUCGAGGUGGGCGUCUCAAGGAACUGCGAAUAAGGAAUCUGGCUCGUAAAUUUCUAUUCUUGUGGAUUUCAAAGACGUUUGGGAGAGUGCUCCCUUCUAGAGCAAGUGCCCAUCACCAACAUAAAUUGCUGCAGAAUGUCUUUGAGGUAUGGAAGGAGCAGUGGUGGGCAGUCAGAAAGGAAUGGAAAUUGUCUGUCCGUGCUGAGUGUCAUUACAGGUACUAUCUGUACUGUCUGGUCUUCCAAAGGUGGCAGAUGUUUGUUUUUCAGCAGCGCAAAAACAAAAAAAAAUAUGAAAUGGCAGUGAUGCAUGAUAAAUGCAGGUGCCUUCGUUUUGCAUGGGAAAACUGGCAGAUUUACAUUGGUGUACGGAGAAUCAAAAGUGCCAUGCAUAAACAGGCUCUACAUUUCUUACAGAAGAGUGUGCUGUGGGCUGCCUGGAGAGCCUGGAAGAAACAAUUUCAGAGAGAGCAAAGCCAAACUGAGAUGGAUGCUGUGGCUCUGCAGCACUGGGCCCAGUCUCUGCAGUACAGGGCCUGGGUUCAGUGGACUCUGCUUUAUUACAAAAAAAAGCUUGAGAAGGACGAAGAAGCAAGAGCUGCAGCAUAUAGCCAGAAAUGUUGCUUGAGAAAAUAUAUGAAGCAUUGGGUUCAGUACUGUCUGCAUCGCCGAUCAAAGAAGCACAAGCAAGUUUUGGCAACAACAUUUAGGAGUGCCCAUUUGUCCCAAUACUGGUUUUCGGUAUGGAUGGUGGCUUGGAGGCAGAGGAGGCGUCUGCAUGAAAGAGAAUAUGCCAUCCUUCAGUUGGCAGGCACAUUUACAACUCGGAGGAUGUUUUCUCAUUGGAAACAUUAUGUAAUUUUGUGUUCUGAAGAUUCUGUGAGACAGAACCUGGCUGAACAACACUUUAGGUCUCACCUGCUGCGAAUUGGCAUGACUGGAUUAUGCAGGAAUGUUGCACAGAAGCACAAGCAACACAUAUGGAACAAUUUGGCUCAUAGACAGUACCACAGUACAUUACUGAAAACAUUCUGGGUUCAAUGGAAAAUGCGAAGUGAACAGAGGAAUGAUGCAGAUCUGCAGCCAUUGUUUCAAAAAGCCUUUCAUCAUUACAGAACUGUACUCGUACAGAAAAUGUUUAGGAGUUGGAAAGUCUAUGUGACCUGGAGUCAAGCAAAAAAGUUACAGGUUACUACAGUCAGUAAAUUCCACCACAAGAAGAUAUUACUGCAUUGCAUGUCACAAUGGAAAAUAUAUGUGGACCAAAGGAGGUGCUACCAGUUUUUAAAACGGACAUCAACAUGGUUUUACAAAAACAACCGGCAGCGAUGGGUUUUCUGCACUUGGUGGGAAAGGUUAUGUCAGCUGAAGGAUGAUCGUCUUGUGGAGAGAAUGGCUGUGUUUCAUUACAACCAGAGAACAACUGUCAAUUAUUGGUCUAGAUGGCGUGAGAGGACCACCUUCAUCCUUGAUUGGCAUGAAAAAGAGACAAUAGCAGAAAGGCAUUUUACACACCUGUUGUUAUUAAAGACUUUCCAGGGCUGGAGAAUAAAUGCCUGCUAUGUUAAAACAGAAAGAAACAAGAAAAUGCAAGCUUUCCAGCAUGAAAGACACUGUAUCCUAGGACGGGCCUGGGCAGCCUGGAAAACGUAUGUUGGACAUAUACAAAAAAAGAGGCGAAAGUUGGCACAAGCAGAGAGACACUAUCGGCAUUCACUCCUGCACACAGUCCUGAAGGCUUGGAAGGUUUAUCAUUAUGGAGUUAAGCAGAUCCUGCACUGUGUGCAAGAACGAGAGAAACACCAUGAUUUCAGUUUGUUGAGGAUUUCUUUUCAUAUGUGGAGAAACAAUAUCACCAGCCUUUUGAAAGAAAGGCGUCAACUCUCAAGAGCAGAGCAUAACUGGCGUCGAUCGCUUCUUCUUAAAACUUUGCUAGCAUGGAGAGACACUGUGUCUAUGCAGAUUUAUAAGAAGCAGGAGAAAACCGGAUCUGUGAAGGAGGCACAAUGCUGCUUGGCCAGAGUUCGUUUACGUUGCCUAUUCAUCUACUGGAGAGAGAAGAGCCAAGUAGAGGCCACCUGCAGGUCACAAACGGACGUGGCAACAUGCCACCACAGACAACAUGUUCUUCUCAAAUGCUUCACCGUGUGGAAAGUUUACCGUGCUGCAUGCCUAAGGAAAAUGCUGCUCCGCAGACAGGGAGAGUGGUUUGAAGCUCAUAGAUUGUAUCGUCACUACUUCGCUUGCUGGAAAAUGCAACAAUUGAAGGAGCAGACUGAGAAAGAACAAACAGUGGUGGCAUUAUGGCACUGGUCACUGAGCCUCCAAGGGAAGGUUUUUGAUGCAUGGGUUGAGUAUGUUCUGGAGAGGAAGCAGAAAAAGAUGCGUGUCAACAAAGCAGUCGACUUCUAUCGAUGCCAGCUGCUCCAAGAGGGAGUGACACGGGCGUUACAGUAUGCAGCCGCCAUGGCUCAGUUUCGUAGACAGCUGGCAGAAAACCAGCAGGUCAAGAGUGCUUUUAGCCUACAUGGCAUUGUCCACCGCUGUGCAAUGAAGUGGAAAUGGCGAACAUUCAACCGCAGAGAAAAGGUCUAUACAGUCACUUGUACCCCGAAGAAAACUGUGACCUUUGACCUUCCAUCUUUGGAGAGGGAUGGGGACGGGGACAACUGUAGGUCCACAAAGAGUGGCGUGGAGGUUGGGUUGCUUUUCGACUACAACAAAAGGAACCAAAAUUCAUUUGGUCACCCCACAAAAUCUGAGAACCACCCUGCCAUCAUGGGCCUUGAGGACCAAAGUAACAAACUCAUUCUGAGACCAGCCAGGCUGCAACCACGGAGACCCAACUUCCUUCUGCAUUCACUGAAGGCAGAAAAUGCAUCAUCAGGUCAUGACAGGCCCAGUGCACUACUGAAAGCUCAACCAGACCACUGGGAAAGCUCAGAACUGAGAAGCCCACCACAGAGGACCAGCCCGGUUCCCACUAACCCAGUUGCACUAUUACAAGCUAUGCCUCAGAAGACCCCCAAAGCCGAUGAAGAUGUACUGCUGCCUCCAUCGUCCUUCAUGACACUCAAGCCUCCCACAAGCCCACACCAAGAUUUCAGCAAGCAGCCUCUGGAUGUUCAGCUUUCAAUCUGCACAUCGGUGUUGCCUUCUGCUAGUGACAUCUGUACUGAUUUCUGUCUGGAUCACACAGCCCCGGACCCCAACGUCAAGCACUGCAGCAGUGAUGUGGAGGAACAGCAGUUACGGCAGGAGCUGGAGCAGAUCUGCCUCACCCUGCGCCGCUUCCAUGAUGAAAAGGAGACCCUCCGGGCCUGGCGCAGACAAGCCAAGGUGCUGAGGGGCUGGCUGGAAAUGAACUCCAGGACCACAAAGGACUGUAUGCAAGACCAGCACGAGCUGAUGGAGCUGGACAGAAAGGCAGCAGCCCUGGCAGAGAAACUUCAAAAGGAAAAACACAAGCUUGAGCGCCAUGCAACACGACUGCGAGAAAUCCACAUGGUGCUGAAGGUGUGAGAGAAGACCUCUGGUGUGCAGUGAGUCCAGUGUUCUCAUUUCACUUCUUACCAGCACUUGACCAUACAUGGUGGCAACACCAAAACCAUUUGCUUAGGGCAGUGCGGAAGCCUACCAGGAAUGCUGGAUAUUUUGGGUUUCUGGUGGGGGAUGAAGGGCGGAUGACAUCCUACUUUGUUUUCCUAAAAAAUUUGUCAAGCUCUUGUAAGGCACAGAAAUGCCUGCUGACCAAUGCAGAUGUUUGAGGAGGUCUGUGUGUUAUGUCCA
Molecule: messenger RNA, 4163 nt
Organism: Erpetoichthys calabaricus (reedfish)
Lineage: Eukaryota; Metazoa; Chordata; Cladistia; Polypteriformes; Polypteridae
Gene: sfi1
Product: SFI1 centrin binding protein
Exons: 33
Coding region: 132-3896 (1254 amino acids)
Molecular function (GO): phosphatase binding
Source: RefSeq, a predicted model, not a curated record